GUAGUUCCUGCAUCCUGUCCUGGUCCACCAUGCUAGAACUGUAGUGCACCGUCCUGUCAUUACCACACCGACUCAAUAUGCUUAGUGCACGAGUCACAGCCGAUAGUUUCCAGCCUUUGGCAUGAGUCACAGCGGCACGGCGUGCUGAGGUACCCGCGCAAAUGCAAGCUCGUUGAUUUUGAGGACGACUCGUAGAAUGCGAUUCGUUCACGCAAGGCUCGUAGUUCUUGGAGCCUGAGCCUUCCUGGUCGUUCUGUCAACGUGCUUAGUAAUAUAUUCGAAAUUUGUCCGCGUUAUGAUGCUUCCCUGCGCCAUGGCUAAUGUCUCAUCAUUCUCGCAUCAUUCUGCAAAGCCGAGUCCUCUAUCCUCGCUGCAAUCUUCUUCGAUUCCCGCUUCAGAUCGAGGACUCCGCGCUGCACCCUUCGCCACCUUUUCAAAUCCUCCUAGAAGAAGAAAGCAUGUAACUCGGCUAUCUCAUUCACGACUUCGAGAAGGUCGAGGAGCGACAGGAUCGCGCCACGUGGCUGCUCAAGCGAAUCCGCGAGAUUCGCGCGGGAACCGGGAGUCGGCCGACGAGGAUGAUGAGGAGGAGAUUAGCUUCUGGGAAGGCGAGGAGGGUCAGCAGAAGAUGGACGAGAUCGAGGAGCUUAAAGCCAUACUUAGGGAGAGGAAGGCUCUGGAGAAAGAGCUUGAUGAAGCAGAAGAGGAUAUGAGACGAGCAGCGGCUGCUGCUGCAACGGCAGGAGGAGGAGAAGGAGGAGCAGCAGCAGCAGGAGGCGCAGCAGGAGCAGCAACAGGGAUAGGGGAGGACGGGUUGACUGCGGAGCAGCGCGCCGAGCAGAAGGCGGCGAGGCUGCGCGAGCUGCUGGCGAAGCGGGCGCAGGAGCAGGCGGAGCGGCGGCAGGAGGCGCAGCAGCUGUUUGCGUUCGGGCAGCAGGCGUACGGGCGGGGCGUGUAUGACAAGAGCGUGGCGAUCCUGGAGCAGGCCCUGGGAAACGUGGAGUUCACGUCGAAACUCGGAGGCGAGAUCCAGCUGUGGCUCGCAAUGUCCUACGAUGCCAACGGGCAAAGGCCCGAGUGUCUGGCGCUCUACCGAAAACUAGAGAACAACCACCCCAUGCCAGCCAUCCGCAAGCAGGCAGCCGACAUGCGGUACAUUGCAGAGGCGCCCAAGCUGAAGCUGUCUCCUGACGAGAUAUUGAAAGUGCCCAUUCUAGACAAGGACAACAACAGCUCUGGGCGCACGUGGAGUCAGAUGGUGAGAGACAGGAAGCCAAAGAAGAUCAGGAAGCUGAAAGGGUCAGGCUCUAGAGAUUACAUGGAUGAUCUCAUGUCGUUCAAGCCGCCGAGAUGGGAGAAGAGCCCUUACUUCUGGGUGGCUCUUACGGUAUGGCUUACUAUGGUGGGCGUUGCACUCAUGUUCCAAGACUGAAAGACGUGCUUAUAACUGUACAAGCUUAUAACGAGGCACUCCUCAUGUCGCUCAAGCCGCCUAGGUGGGAGUGGAGCCCUUACUUCUGGGUGCCCCCCCUUGUGUGGCUUGACAUGGUGGGCGUUGCUCCGAAGACAGAUGCUUGUAUCUAUGCAGCCUUAUAUUGAGGCUUGUGUAGGACUUACACUGUACGCCAAGUUCGAUUCACAGUGUUCAAGCCGACUUUGUAGCCCGCUAUGUACCCGAGGGGAACCCCGAAUGCCACAAAAAAGUGGCUCUUUCCACAAUGGCGGUUGCACUCGUGUUCCAAGACUACUAAAUUUUGGUGCCACAU
This is a messenger RNA of Closterium sp. NIES-67, 1766 nucleotides long. Lineage: Eukaryota; Viridiplantae; Streptophyta; Zygnematophyceae; Desmidiales; Closteriaceae. The record is from the annotation of a GenBank genome assembly.